Messenger RNA from Parnassius mnemosyne (clouded apollo), 1011 nucleotides. NCBI's taxonomy places the organism in Eukaryota, Metazoa, Arthropoda, Insecta, Lepidoptera, Papilionidae. The record is from the annotation of a GenBank genome assembly.
AUGGAUAAAUGCGGAAUCUGCCUCAAGCCAGCUGUUCAAUUAUUUGAAACUGGGAAAGAUGGUGUUUAUGCUUGCUUCAAGUGCCAGCCUCUUGUACCAGAAGUUACUAUAGGAGAUAACCCAACAGAAGCAACAGAACCAAGGUCUUCUAACACUGAAGAGGAGAGCAAUGAAUUUGGACUAUAUUGCAGUAUUUGUAACAAAACUUUUCAGAAGAGUAUGCAGCUACAAAAUCACCUGCGCAAUCAUCGCGCCGAGAGACGCUUCGUCUGCACAUAUUGUAAUAAAGCAUUUUCUCAAUCAAACAACCUGAGGGCGCAUCUACGUAUACACACCAACGAACGGCCUUAUAAGUGUUCAGAAUGUGGGAAAGCAUUCACUCAGGUGACGAAUUUAAACAACCACGUUCGCUUACACACUGGAGAGCGUCCGUACGUGUGCCCGGAACCCGGCUGUGAUAAAGCCUACGCACAGGUAACUAAUCUCAACCAGCAUCGAAAGCGACAUUUGACAGGCCGUCCGAUGGAAAAUUCUUACGAUUGCACAGUGUGUGGCGAGAGAUUCCAGCAAAGAAACCACAUGUAUAGUCAUAGACGAUCUGCCCACGCGGACAUAAAGAGUCCGGUACGCAGCGUUGCGAAGAAUUCAUGCGGCGUUUGUGGUUUAGUGUUGGGAAGUGAAGCACUCCUGCGGCAGCAUCUUACGCAGCAUCUCAACGGCGAUACAGACGACGAAACUAGCGGGCCGGUGUCGUGCGUGUUCUCAUCGUGCGGCGCGCGGUUCCUGUGCGCGCGCGAGCACACGGAGCACCUGCUGCGCGCGCACCAGCUGCGCGUGCUGGCCGCGCGCGCGCACCACGCGCCGCCGCGCCGCGGCCGCCCGCCCAAGCAUUUGAAAGACCCGCUUGAGCUCGAUCCGAAAGAGAAUUCCAUGUACGAUGAGGUGAAAAUCAUAAAGCAAGAGCAGCCGCAGUACUUGCCCAAGUUAAAAGUACAAAGUUUGUUUCAGUGA